AAAUUUCUCUCACAAAAUCGUGACAAAAACAUUUUAAAUGAAUAUAAAAACACAAGGAUGAAAAAUUUGGUUUCUUUUGUAUUCAUAAAUCAAUAAGCAAGGCACCAUGUCACAAGGUAUCUUGCUGAUCACAGCAGCAUUAGUCUGCACUCUGUCUCUGGGAGUGCUUGGUAGUUAUGAUGGCAUCCCCCGGACUAUGCUGGGUGAAAUCCCGCUAGCAGGACUCACCAGGACAAUACCCCUUGGAAGUUUCCUCCCUCCCAUUGCUCCAUCAUGCUGCCCAUGCCCUGCUCCCAGCAGAAUCUACCCAGAGAGAUAUAUAGUCAUUGACAGAAUGUCUCCUCCUUUACCCAGAGCUUAUGGUGCCCCCUUGAUGAUUUCACCACCACAUCACUCUAUGAUGAUGUCACCUCCUCCCAAGCCCCCGACCAUACCUACUGAAUCUGAGCCUACUCCAGAAACAAGUGGUGGAUCAAAUGGGGGUGGGGACCGCUGA
This is a messenger RNA of Saccostrea cuccullata (small rock oyster), 496 nucleotides long. RefSeq lists its product as uncharacterized. The transcript has 3 exons. NCBI's taxonomy places the organism in Eukaryota, Metazoa, Mollusca, Bivalvia, Ostreida, Ostreidae. The record is from RefSeq and is a predicted model, not a curated record. The coding region runs from base 107 to 496 and encodes 129 amino acids.